CAUUUAUUGUGGUCAAAAUAUGAAGGCAACCGUUAUAUUUUUCGUGCUGAUUUGCGUGUUUGGGCGCUACGCCAGUGCGGAUGAUGCAAGUGUGGAUUGCACUAAACCUCCACGUCAUAUUCCUCCGCACAUGUGCUGCCCCGUGCCUGAUCUAAGCACUGACGAGCUAAUGAAGCAAUGUGAUCAAUACGCCGGACCACCACCAACACCUCCACCUGGGGCCCCACCAAGGCAGCCACAUCCGCAUCCACACGGACCACACCCACACGGACCACAUCCACACGGACCACAUCCAAAUCCGUGUCUUAUUGAAUGCAUCUUCAAUAAAACCGAAGUCAUGGAAGAGAGCGGUGAACUCAACCAGGAUAAAUUUAAGGAACUGCUCGCCACAGCCGUGAAGGACAAUGAGGAGAUGGCGGCUGUUAUGGAGGAAUCAUUCCAGACUUGUAUUGAAAAGGCCACUGAAAUGAAGACAAAAAUUGCCGACAAAAUUAGCAAAGAUCCGGAAUUUGCUGAAAAACUGGCAAAUCAUAGACUCCAUUCGCUCUGCGCACCCUUCAGCGCCAUGGUAAUGGGUUGUAUCAAAAUGGAGACAUUCCAAAAUUGCCCGACAUCUGCAUGGAAUAAUACUGAAGAAUGUACUACCAUGCGCAGCUUUAUGAAGCAGUGCAAAAGAGAUCGAGCAACAGAGUGAACUUACUUAACGUAUGUUAGCUUGGGCUCUUCCAAUUUUAAUUUAAAAAAUGUGUUGGUUCAAUAAAAAAAAUUUG
This is a messenger RNA of Anastrepha ludens (Mexican fruit fly), 770 nucleotides long. It is a transcript of the gene Obp49a, whose product is annotated as general odorant-binding protein 66. The coding region runs from base 20 to 694 and encodes 224 amino acids. The record is from RefSeq and is a predicted model, not a curated record. The transcript has 4 exons. Gene Ontology annotation, molecular function: odorant binding. NCBI's taxonomy places the organism in Eukaryota, Metazoa, Arthropoda, Insecta, Diptera, Tephritidae.